Odocoileus virginianus texanus is the source of this 1881-nucleotide messenger RNA. RefSeq names its product cationic amino acid transporter 3-like. NCBI's taxonomy places the organism in Eukaryota, Metazoa, Chordata, Mammalia, Artiodactyla, Cervidae. Gene Ontology annotation, biological process: L-arginine import across plasma membrane; L-ornithine transmembrane transport. Gene Ontology annotation, molecular function: L-ornithine transmembrane transporter activity; L-arginine transmembrane transporter activity; L-lysine transmembrane transporter activity. Gene Ontology annotation, cellular component: plasma membrane. The record is from RefSeq and is a predicted model, not a curated record.
AUGUUGUGUCAGGAUGUCCACCAGUUUGGCCAGAAGUUGAUCCGCAGGCGGCCGCUGGAGCCCAGGGAGGAGUCUGAGAGUGGCAGGGCCCGCUGUCUGAACACCAUGGACCUAACAGCCUUGGGUGUGAGUGGUACCCUAGGAGCUGGCGUCUACAUCGUGGUUGGAGAAGUGGCUGUGUAUGAGGCUGGACCAGCGAUCGUCAUCUGCUUCUUGCUGGCCGGCCUGUCGACUCUUUUGUCCGGGCUCUGCUACGCGGAGUUGGUGGCCUGGGUACCACGCUCCGGUUCUGCGUAUCUCUACAGCUACGUCACUAUGGGUCAGCUGUGCGCCUUCAUCAUUGGCUGGAACCUCAUCCUGUCCUUUGUCGUCGGCACUGCCAGUGAGGCCAGGGCCUGGAGCCUCGCCUUUGACAGCCUCAUUGGGAACCACAUCUCUCAGGCAUUCCAGGGAACUUUCUCUCCGUAUAUGCCCUACUUCCUGGCCUGGCACCCAGACUUUUUUGCCCUGGGCCUGGUGCUGCUGCUCACAGGACUACUGGUUCUGGGACUUCAAGAAUCAGUCAUGCUUAACAAAGUGUUUGCAGGCUUGAACAUUUCUGGUCUCAUCUUCAUCAUCAUCUCUGGCUUCAUUAUGGGAGACCUGCACAACUGGAAGCUCACAGAACAGGACUACACAUUGAACACAUCUGAAUCCACUGACACCUCUAGCUUGGGACCUCUGGGUGCUGGAGGGUUUAUACCUUUUGGCAUUGAAGGGAUUCUCCAGGGAGCAGCAACAUGCAUCUAUGCCUUUGUUGGUUUUGAUGUCAUUGCUACUACAGGGGUAGAAGCCAGAAAUCCUCAGCGUUCCAUCCCCAUUAGCAUCAUGAUCACGAUCUUGAUCUGCUUUUUGAUGUAUAUUGGUGUCUCGGUGGCACUCACCCUCCUGGUGCCCUAUUACCAGAUUCAGCCUGAGAGCCUCCUGCUGCAGGCUUUCCUUGAUGUUGGGUGGAGGCAUCUAAGAUAUGUCCUGGCUGCUAUCACCAUCUGUGCUCUUUCAUCCAGCCUCCUGGGCACCAUGUUCUCUAUGCCUCGUGUGAUCUACACAAUGGCAGAGGAUGGGCUCCUUUUCAGGAGACUUGCCCAAAUCCACACCCGCACACGAACCGCCAUCUGGACCAUCUUGGCUUCUGGAAGUCUUGCAGCGGUCAUGGCACUACUCUUUGAGCUCACUGAUCUUGUGGACCUCAUGUCAAUUGGGACCCUGCUCGCUUACACCUUGGUGGCCUUUUCUGUGCUUGUCCUCAGGUAUCAACCAGAACAGAAUUUAAGCCAGAAUGAGACAGCAGAAGAGGAAAUAGAUAUUUUUCAGUUGGAAGCAAGCCCUUUACAAUCUGUACCUGAAGCAGAAAAUUCAAGGAUUCUGAAGACUCUGUGGUUCCCUUCCAGCACCAUCCCCACUCAGAAAUCUGGGCAGAUUGUCUAUGGAUGUGCCUUCCUGCUUGUUCUCCUGCUGACCAUCCUGAGCCUGAUCCUGGCCCAGUGGACCAGCCAGGUGUUCUCUGGACUCCCAGUGUACACGACAGUGGCUGCGCUGCUGCUGCUCAUCAUUGGGGUCACGGCCAUCAUCUGCAGGCAGCCCCAGAACACCUCUCCUCUUCACUGCAAGGUCCUUUGUUGGCCCGUCCUCCCACUGGUGAGCAUCUUUGUGAACGUUUCCUUGAUGAUGCAGAUGAACACUAGGACCUGGGUCCAGUUUGGCGUCUGGAUGGGGAUUGGAUCUAUUGUAUACUUUGGAUAUGGGAUCCGACACAGCCUGGGGGAGAACAAUGAUCAACAGCCACUGGCCUCCAACCCCCAAAUGCUUGACAGAAACAUCCCUGGUGAUGAAUCAUCUUAA